GAUGGAAUCAGUUUUGAUCUUCAAUUCUGGAGCGGUGUCAAUGGGAUUGUCAUUCACUCAGAACAAGAGAUCGCCUCCAGUCACUCAUUUGGAGUCACCUUUCGACAACUCACUGCUUUUCGAAUAACGAAUGUAUCACAAUUUUUUGCAAAAGUCUAGUCAUAUUUGAUCCCCCUCUCGAACAAAAGCUGAUUGGUAUCUAGCUCGACCGAUUCGAAAUCUUACUACCACAAAAAUCGUACAUCUCGAAUACUUGACAAUUCCAUAAGCUGAAAAGAACUCAUUCAACUAAAGGAAAAGAAAACUCUCGGUUGUUUUAUGAUAAAUCCCAUUCUUGAUAAGACAAUCAUGCAACUCUUUACCAUCAAUUUUUGCGCCAUAUUUACUCUCCUAAUAUCCAUUGUCAAUGGCAUAAAGGAAGGCCCGUACUGCCUCGGAGUCAACAAGUGUACCUUGUACAUGAGCUGGUCGGCAGGCUCACCCGGCCUUAAAUCCGGUACCAUGGCAAUGCCCAGAGAUAUUACACUUUUUGACAAAGACUGCAAAACCAUUGACCCAAAAAUGACGCAAGCCGAAGCGAAACGCCCAAUCGAUAUCAAAUCUUCGUUACCCGAAACCAUAACUCUCACUGGGCAGAACGCCAUUUUUGAGAUGCCACUCUUCACAUAUGGUAAGAAUCAAGAUGGUGGGGAAAAUUGCGGACAAGGCGAAUAUAAAGGCGAUUAUAACUGGCUCUGCCAAUUUGCGUGUUAGGGGAUGGAUUGAAGCGUCUUGAUGGACCGAUCUUGCCGAUUAUUAGCAAAGCGAGAAGAAUGAAUAGCCGUGCUGGAUAGUUUUUGUA
This is a messenger RNA of Botrytis cinerea B05.10, 841 nucleotides long. RefSeq lists its product as hypothetical. The transcript has 2 exons. NCBI's taxonomy places the organism in Eukaryota, Fungi, Ascomycota, Leotiomycetes, Helotiales, Sclerotiniaceae. Bases 349 to 753 code for a protein of 134 amino acids. The record is from RefSeq and is a predicted model, not a curated record.